Molecule: messenger RNA, 846 nt
Organism: Meloidogyne enterolobii
Lineage: Eukaryota; Metazoa; Nematoda; Chromadorea; Rhabditida; Meloidogynidae
Source: the annotation of a GenBank genome assembly
AUGUCCAAGUUUGGAAUUUUUCUGUUCUACAUUUUAAUUUUUUGGGAGAUAGUAGAAUGUAUGGAUAAUAAAGGAAAAGGUAAAGUUGGGGAAGAAUCUUCCGGACAAGAAGGGGGAGCAAGUAGUCAAGGUCGUAGAGGAGGAAGUCGAAGAAGUCAUGCACAUAUACCAACUCGUGAAAGUGAACCGACCCAAAACUGGAAUGAGGAACACGAAAUGGGACCAACAGAGGGCCAUGCCCCAAAUCUUGACGAUGAAAUUCAAAAUCAACAUGAACUUCUUAUGCAAGAACGGUUGAUGCAUUUGCAACAGCAUACUGAGAUGAUAAAUCAGCUCCAAAAUGCAACAGAACGGUUAAAUCUUCCUCAAGAGCUUCGCAGAAAUCUACGUAUUAAACCAGAAAAGUUAAUGCAAAAUAUGCAAAAGAAAAAUGAAAAAAUAGCUAAGCUCCAAACUAAAAGAGAAAAAAGUUUAAAGAAAAAAGAAAAUGCUAUAUAUGAUCAAGGCAGAGAGGACUAUCUCGAUGGAUUUGAAUUUUCAAACGAAAUGCGUGAGAUUGCAAAGAAAAACAAUAAAGAUUUGAAGGCAUUUUCGAAGGAGAAGAUGGCAGAAGUUCAAAAUUAUUUAUACGGACACGUUGCUGAAGAUGAUGUCGUUCAUAAUCCUGAUCCAGUUCGUUAUCGUUUGGAAGGUGGAGAACCUCAACCCUUUAUGGCUGGUCAACAGAUACAACCUCAUCAGCUUCCUACUGGUUUUGACCCGAUUUCUCAAUAUACUGGACAUCCUUAUCAACAAGGUUGGCCUUUAAAUGAUUUAGUGAUUGCUUUGUGUUUGGAGAGGUCGUGA